GAGUCGAUGUGGUCAGUCCAUCAAUCUUGAAUAGAAUGUGUCUAAUUUAACAACAUGUCGGUUAUUUGAACCAUUCAUCUACAAAGCUUUCGCUGCACAUGCUGAUUGCCUAUGGUUCGGCUUCCGAUAACCGAAUAUCAGGAAGUGGAAGGAAGAGACCGAGCAGUAGAAAUGGGGCCCCGAUUAUUAGAGUGGGAAGGAUCGAAGCCUCUCCUGCCUAUACUAGACACCAAUUUUGCUGUCCACCUUUUGGAAGUCAUGGCUAAAUAUGGUGAUUCGGUCGCUGUGGUAAACUCAGAGACUCAGGAGCAGCGGAAGUACUCUGAGCUGUGUGAUCUUGUGCCACGGGUGUCCGCAGGUCUCCACGGCGCCGGGGUCACAUUAGGUCACCCCGUUCUCUACCUCGCCCCUAACUACGUAGACUACCCACUGGUGUUCCUCUCCGUUAUAUACCACGGCGCUAUCUUCGUUCCUUUGAAUCCCAACCUCAGCACAGAUGAUUUGGUCAAUGGAUUGAAAGUGAGUGAUAUUUGCUGGGCCGUGGUGCACUACACUGUGGCUGACAAGUUGGAAACUGCUGUCUCCCGUCUUCCGUCCGGCACUAUCAGGAAGGUGUGGGUCUUGGGAGACGCAGCCGGAAGACCCAGCUUUAACGAUCUCAUGGACUUUCAACCACUACCGCCUGUCACAAAGACGGAAGGUCUGGAGCCUGGCAGAGUAGUGGCCAUCAACUUCUUGUCCUCGGGCACGACGGGACUAUCUAAGGCUGUCAUGUGCACCCAUCGCAACCUUCUCGCCUCAAUGACAAUAGAUAGAUGUCAGUGGAACGAAUAUGUUCCGGACACCAUCAGUCAGAUGUUUAAGGCAACAUUACUGGUGAUACCGAUGUUUCACAUAUUUGGUUACAUCCAUGUUGUUGCCACUCUAACACAUGGUGGUACAGUGAUCACUCUAAGAAAGUUUUCUCCCAAGAGUUUUCUUGAGUCCAUCCAAAAAUUCAAGGUAACAAUGGCACCUCUCGUACCCUAUCUGAUCGAGUUUAUGGGGAACACGCCCCUUCUGCGCCAGUAUGACCUCUCCUCAUUAAGAGUGAUCGCAACAGGUGGCUCAAGGCUGUCGCCCUCCGUCCAAGGACCCCUACAAGCACAGUUGAACGUGGAUGUGUACAAUUGUUACGGGAUGACUGAGGCAACAAGUUGUGUCACUCAGUGUUUAACAACGGCUAGUUUCAAGGAAGGCUGCGUGGGCAUGCUACCCUACUUUCAGCUAAAGGUUGUGGAUGUGGAGAGUGGAGAGAUGUGUGAACCGGGACAGGUAGGAGAACUGCAUUAUCGAGGACCCAGUAUAAUGCUGGGUUAUGCCAACAACGCAGCAGCCACUGCUGACAUCCUCGAUGCUGAAGGAUGGUUACACUCGGGUGAUAUUGGAUACUUCGACCAAGAUAACUUUAUUUUCAUCGCAGACAGAAUCAAAGAGAUAAUUAAGGUUAAGGGAUAUCAGGUGUCGCCUUCUGAGCUGGAGAAGUUACUGUCGACACACGAGGACGUGAGUGAAGCAGCGGUGGUGGGGGUGCCAGACCAGCAACUGGGAAUGGCACCCAGAGCCUUCGUGGUAGCCAAACCCGGAGCCUCCAUUGACCCGAGCCGACUUCAGCAGUUUGUUGCUAGUCAAGUGUCGUCUUACAAACAGCUGGCAGGAGGCAUCUGCAUUGUUGACGCCAUACCAAAGUCCCCUUCAGGCAAGAUCCUGAAGAGGUUGCUCAUGAAGGGUUUGAAACCCCCUGCUGCUAAACUGUGAGGUGCAGAAGUGUUCCAGCUACCAUGAACUACCAAUUCACGUCAGCUGUGCUAAAGACAGUCCGCUUCAAGGAGAUCAUCCCAUCUCAGUCACUGACAGAAGACCUGCAGAGGCGGGAGUAUCUAUUGUAAUAAAUAUUUAGUUCAUCACUGUUAUAUAUUGGUAUAUGUAUAUUUUACAUCUAAUUUUUACAGUAGGAUAUCGUUCAGUGAACAGUUGCUAAGAUAUAAGAGAUAAAUAAAAGAAUUAAAAGUCUGAGCAUUAACCAUUCAUGUGUAAUUGUUUGGUACAUCAUCUCUUUUUUACUCCUUUUUCGUUUUUUAUCGAGCUGUGAAAAUAUGAUAUGGAUGGCCUUACCUCAUAUAUUUCCUAUUUCUGGAAAAGGACCAUACAAGGUGACUCAUCUGGAGCAAUGAACUUGUCUAGUUGGAUCUAUUAUUGCAUCAGAGCCUUUAAUACAGCAAAAAUUUUGAGUUUCUUUCUGUCAUGUAUAGGAUCAACAUUUACACUGUUCAUCACCCCACUCCAUCUAAAAUUCUUUCCUGACGAGAUAAAGUGCAUUCAAGAAUUCAAAUAAACUGACCAAACGAAAGCUCUGGCUCAGAAAUUGCUAUAAAUUCAUAUUGUACUCUUUAUGUCACUUAAUGUUAGAUAAAGGAUCCUUAUUAAUUAAAUCUUGAAAAAAUAAAAUUUUCCCAUGAGUAACAACUCUCACCUCUAAUGUGCAGAACCAUAAUGAAUAUAAAUAACACCACCACCUUCCAUCAUAUUUUAAAAUAUAAUUUCCUCUAUUAUAAUCAUCCGAGGGAUCGUCUGGCUUUAAAAAUCUCAACAUUAAUACUUAUUACUAUUAUGAUUGGAUAACUGAGGUUACCAACUAUUGACCAGGUGAGGAUCAUUAAUGCUGCAUUUAACCUGUUCACCACAAGUCAAGAAUUAUUAUUUAAAAAAAAAAAAAAUUAAAACAAACUCUCAUUGUAUAUACAUCCUGGUUCCUAAGAAUCCCAGUAGAGGUAAGACUGAAUUUCUUACAUUAUUCUUGGUAACUAACUCUACCGGUUUACUAAUCAAGAAAACUCAUUUGUUUUGAGUAUAAACCUUUUAGUGGAGUAUUUACAUGAGCUGAUCAAAUAAAAGCUCUGACUCGCAGAUUAUUUUAAUUUCAUCUUUUAACCUUUAUACUAUAAAUGUAAGUUAAUUAAUAUUUUAGAAAUAUGUAUAAUAAACUUCUUAUCUCUC
Messenger RNA from Cherax quadricarinatus, 3036 nucleotides. Lineage: Eukaryota; Metazoa; Arthropoda; Malacostraca; Decapoda; Parastacidae. The record is from RefSeq and is a predicted model, not a curated record.